Aspergillus candidus is the source of this 1051-nucleotide messenger RNA. RefSeq names its product 18S rRNA methyltransferase BUD23. Gene Ontology annotation, molecular function: rRNA (guanine) methyltransferase activity. Gene Ontology annotation, biological process: rRNA (guanine-N7)-methylation. The record is from RefSeq and is a predicted model, not a curated record. The coding region runs from base 105 to 944 and encodes 279 amino acids. Lineage: Eukaryota; Fungi; Ascomycota; Eurotiomycetes; Eurotiales; Aspergillaceae. The transcript has 2 exons. Gene Ontology annotation, cellular component: nucleolus.
CAAUAUCAGUCGCAGAUUGUUCUUGUACUCAGUGACCCAAUCUACCUAGCUUGGUCUUCUGUUCAAAUUUACUAGUUUCUUGACUAUAUUUGACUCUACUCAACAUGUCGCGCCCUGAGGAUGUCUUGCCUCCGGACCUAUUCUACGGUGACGAUGAAUCUCGAAAAUACACGACUUCAUCUCGUAUACGAAACAUUCAAUCAGACAUGACACAUCGAGCCCUCGAACUCCUCGACCUGUCAUCUCCGUCCCUCAUUCUCGACGUCGGCUGCGGCUCUGGCCUCUCCGGCGAAAUCCUCUCCCAAGAACCCCGCGAACAAGGUGGACCGCACACAUGGAUCGGAAUGGACAUUUCACCUAGCAUGCUUGACGUUGCGCUUCAGCGAGGCGUAGCCGGCGAUUUAUUUCUCGCGGAUAUCGGCCAAGGAAUUCCGUUCCGACCUGGAACUUUUGACGCCGCCAUCAGCAUCAGCGCUAUCCAGUGGCUUUGCAACGCGGAAACAAGCGACGUCAGCCCAGAAGGGCGACUGCGGCGAUUCUUCGAAGGUCUCUAUUCGAGCUUAAAACGUGGAGGCCGUGCUGUCUGUCAAUUUUACCCGAAAAACGAUGCCCAACGGACCAUGAUCAGUGGAGCUGCGAUGAGAGCUGGCUUUGGGGCAGGAAUUCUCGAAGACGACCCCGGCACAAAGAACAGCAAACUUUAUCUCGUUCUAACAGUUGGCGGGGGCGGUCUGCAAGGUGAUAUCACCGGCGUUGUUGACGGUAUGAGUGACGUGAAUGUCUUGGAUGCCAGGAAAAGAGCGAUGGAGAAUGGUAAAGCAUCUUUGUCAAGAAAGGGUGACAAGGCUUGGAUCAUGCGGAAGAAGGAUCAGAUGACGAAGAAGGGCAAAAUCGUCAAAGCGAAUUCCAAAUAUACUGGAAGGAAGAGGAAGAUUGCAUUUUGAGCUCAGGUCCUUCGUUUGGUCCUUGCAGUCUUCGUACUCGCUUCGGCACGGUCUCUCGGGGCCGGGAAAUCUCAAUUUCAAAAAGCUGAUUCCACCACUGGGGUGAA